GGCUGCGCGGGGGAGCCUGCAUCGACGAGCGAAGGUAGUAAGAAAACCAGUUCCACGCCAAAGCCACAAGCGCGCUCGAUCUUGUCCCGCGAGCGCACAAAGUGUGUGCGUACAGCACCGUCACCACCACCACCACCAUCACCAUCACCGUUCAGCAUCCACCUUCUAUUGCCAACGAAUCGAAGCAAGCACUGCGCGCUGGAGGAUUGAAAACUGUACAGCGUGUUGAAGUGUGCAUGUGAAUAAAGUGAAAAAAAAUCUAAGUAAAAAAACAACCAUUUCACACAAAAAGGAAUUGAGUGGAGUGGCAAGUGAACUUAAGUGAAACAAAAAAAAAAUCAAUCCAGAUAGUGUAUUUCCGCUUAAUUAUAUAAAAGUGACGACUCGAAUGUUUAUCCAUUAAUAACAAAACAAACGAAUGAAAAAAAAGAAACGACUUCCCAGCACACACAGUCUUAUUAUUCAUCGAGCACAGUUCAUAAAGCGCCGUUUCGACGUUGCCUACGUUCUUGUCGGUGCAAAGCGGCGAGUAGCGUCAAAUUAAGCGCCCGUAAACAGCAAGGAAGCAAAGGAUUACAAACUGAAUGUGGCUGGAGGCAGAGUGUAUAAAGAUACACAUUUCUUCGGCAAACGUUUCGAGCUUCCUAGGCAAUCCCGAGGUGAAAGCAAAACCCCCGGGCAGCUCAACAACUCAUCGUAGUGUAGUGAAACACAUCAGAAAGACGUCAAACGGGGCAAGUCCUUGACGUUUGUUUUUCCACGCAAUCCAACCUGCCGGCUAGCCAGCCGGGAGGGAGACAGUGGUAGUGAAAAUUUUAUUUCCUCUUGAUAUCCUCCGUGCGUUUGCAAGACCGAAGUGGGCCGCGUGUCGCAAGAAGAUGUGAAUUUGGUGCUAGUUUUCCAGCAUUCCGACACUUGUUUCUCCAGCCGUGUGUGGGCAAUCGGUGAAACAAACGACGAACGACCGGGCGAAUCACCCCCUAAAGGUGUACAUCGUACGCUCGUGUGUGUGUGUGUGUGUGUGUAUAUGUGCUGUGUGCGUGCAUGUGUGUGUGCGGAAAGGGAGGGAAAAUUGUAUUGAGCAAAGUGAUUUAUUCAUUGCCCGGAAGGUGAAUGUCGUGCGUGGUGGCGCCUCUGCUCGGUUUGUGAUCGGCGAGCGUGUGCGUGUGUUUUUUUUUUUAUUUUAUUUUAUUUUCUCGCAUUGUGUGUUAGUUGUGCUUCCCGGGGUGGGUGGCAAUUUUCGCCCCCUGCUGAAAUACACACACCAAUCGAAUGUGUGUGUGUGUGUUUGUGUGAGUGAUACGCAAUUUUACACUGGUAACCGGCAACGCUUCAAAGUGGCAGAAGAUUGAGACGUGUUGGUGCUGUGUCAAUUUCUUUCGAAGCUUUUUCGAGCAUCUUCGUCCGAUUUAAGCAGUGGGGCGGUGUGCGAAUAAGUGUGCGUGCGAAGUGGGCUGGCGCAAAAGGUGAAAAGUUAUUGGAUUAUGUAUCAAUCACGUUUGCCCGGCUGCAGUGCGUAGAGGGUACUUGGUAGCGCGGGUUACUUGUAUUGCUGCCCCUUUUUUUAUUGCCAUUUGGUACCCUGUUUGCUCUGGUUUGGGGAGUGAAACUGAAUACGCGUGGUGAUCGCAGUGAGUUGCUACCACGGCAAUCGCGUAGGACUUGGAUUUUGUUUUAACGCAGUCAACGGUAAGCGGUUUGGAUGCUGAAGGGCUGAAAUUUGGAAGUGCUUCUAAGACGUGCGUCAUCGCAGACCAACGACUUUAAAAGGGCGAGCAGCACAAAACUAGCAGCACCACGUCGAAACGUUGCCUCGAGCGCAACAAUUGCACCAACCGAACAGCGUGCGCCACGGCAUGGAAUAAGGAGCGGAGUCUCCACGCCAUCGCAGCGCAACGAAGGUCCCGUUGCAUCAACGCAGCACGCCUGCCUGCGAACGAUGAGUACGGGAAACAUGUUGCCAAGGGCUGUAGAGCAGCACUGGGAAGUAGAACAGCCGCGCCGACAUUGGCUUCGUCAGCGACACUGUACGUCUGUGUAGGACGUGUCAUUGUAUAGUGUGUUUCUCCUCCGACCGGUAAAAAGGCUAGCUUUUCUAAGAAGCUAGAUGCUUUGUGACACCCCUUACCAACUCGCUCGGCACCCAGACCAGACGACGAACCGGCACUGUCAACCAGUGCGAAAAAGCUGGCCCGACUCCGCACGACGAUGCACGACUGAGGAGAGGCUGCAGCUGAAUAAAUAGAAGGCAAACACAAUUUCAAUGAUAAUCAUCAUCUGAUAGCGGAAAUAAUCGCAACCAAUUUCGACACCAGGCUGCAGCCACGGGAAAGCUUUGGUGCACGGCACCAACUUAAAGCACAACGAUCCGACGCUUGUGCCCUUGCGCCGUCUUCUCGAGGGCUUUUUGGCGACUGUUCCAUGUGUGAGUGUGUGUGAGACACGAUAAAAUAGAUAGCACUUCAGUAGCAGUGCGUGUUUGUGUGUGCUAGUGUGUGUGUGUUUGUGUAGGGAAGUGUAAACAGUGUGAGUGUGCAUCGAGAGCAACGGUGUCCAAAAUGUGUCCCAAUACGAACUGCACACGGACGAAAAUGAGUGCGUGGCGCUCCACAGACGACACAGUGCCACUUAGCACCAAACCGAUGCCGACCGGUCGAAGAAAACCGAACCCUUGGAGGGUCGGCGUGCUGGUGACGCUGCUGCUGGCAAUGCAGCUGCUCGUCAGCCCAGCGCACGGUACGGAAGAAUCGGACUUUACGAAACAGUGCAGCAACUGCAAGUGCAGCUGGAAGAGCGGUCGCAAGAGUGCGGACUGUACGAACCAGCGGCUACCGGUCGUACCGCAGGAGCUGAGCAACGAGCUGCAGAUCCUGGACCUGUCGCACAAUCAGAUCGACGAGCUGCCGGCGAAAACGUUCGAGGCCGCCCACCAGACGAACCUGCAGAAGCUGUACCUGCGCCACAACAGCAUGAAGCGGGUCGAUCGGGAUGCGUUCCGCAACCUGACCAUCCUGAUCGAGCUCGACAUGGCGAACAACAACCUGACCGCGCUCGAGGCGGGCGUGUUUGACGAUCUCACCAAGAUCCGGGUCAUCAUCCUGAACAACAACCAGAUCGAGCGGAUCGACAAGAACCUGUUCUACGGCCUGCAGUACCUGACGAAGGUGCACCUGCGCAGCAACCGGCUGGUGCGGAUCGCGCUGAACAGCUUCGUGAACGUGCCGAACCUGUCGCAGAUCGAGCUCGACUAUAAUGAGCUCCAGGCACUGCGCAAGGAAUCCUUCUCCGGGCUGGAGAAGCUGACCAGCCUGUCGCUCACGAACAACCCGUGGAACUGCAGCUGCACGCUGCGCAGCUUCGCCGAGUACGUGCUGGCGAAGAACCUGUACACCUCGCCGACCGCCUGCAGUGUGCCGAAAGCGCUCGCCGGCCGCCAGUGGACCGAGAUCGAGCUGGACGACUUUGCCUGCCCGCCCGCCAUCAUCGAGAACCGGAUGCAGUUCCCGGGGGCGGGCGAAAACGCUACCUUCAUCUGUAAGGUAACCGGGCUGCCGCUGCCGAAGAUUGACUGGCUGUUCCAGAAGCGGUCCUUCUCGCGCCACGACCAGCGGCUGCGCGUAACCGAGGCCGUGCGGACGAGUCCGCGCGACCAGAGCGAGGUGCUGGUGUCCGAGCUGACCAUCGUCGGCGUGCGGCCGUCCGAUCGCGGCACGUACGUGUGCAAGGCGACCAACCGGGGCGGUAUCGACGAGAGCGAGCAGUUCUUCGACCUGAAGGCGGACCCGCACCCGAUCACGUCCGCGACCCGCUCGAAGGACAUCCUGCAGAUCGUGCUGAUCGUCGUGGUGGUGGUGCUGCUCUUCGUCAUCCUCAGCUGGGUGCUGGUGUACUGCAUCUGCUGCCGGAAGCGGCGGUUCAAGAAAAACUCCGCAAUGAGAGAGAACGGCCAGCUGAACACGAAGAUGAUGGACAAAUCUCAGAACGAAUCGAUACUGGACGGUGGGUCCGUGAUGGUCGACAUGCAGAAGAGCCUGCUGACGGAGGUGAACCCGGUGGAGAAGCCGCCCCGCCGGGCCGACAUUGAUGCCGGCGAAAAGGGUCCGGGCAGCGGGGGCCAGAGCUCGGUCGGCGGUGACUACGACGAGAAGCACGAGGCCAAGCGAACGCUGCUGGAAGAGACAGGUUUUGUCGCCCAGGAUGAGGAAACAGCUUCGGUGGCGCUGUCGGACUCGAACCCGCGCUCCCGUGCCACCUUCGUAGAUGACGGCUGCGGCACCAACCUGCCGCCGGACCUGCUGGCCUUCCCGGCCCGCUUCCCCCAGUCGCCCUCGAUACAGAGCUCGAUGUCGAACAUCCACGACGGGCGCAUCUACGGUAAAUCGCCGCUGGCCAGCCCAAUCUACCAGACCGGACCGGGCACCAGCCUGGGCGGCGGUGCGUCCGCCCAGAUGCCGGCCGGGUUCCGCACGCUGCAGCAUCCGAAGACGGGUCGCACGAUAGCGAUUGCGGCGGCCCGCUCGAACUCACCGUUCACGCCGGCGCCCCUCAUCUACCCGCCGCUCGCCCUCAAACACCAGGGGUACGUGACAAUCCCGCGCAAACAGCGCACACCCAGCUGGACACCGUCGAUGAGCUCGGCGGUGACGGCCGAGCUGCUGCCGGCGGGCAGCGCUGGUCACAGUGGGGCCACCAGUCCCACCUCCCCCAUCGACCUGUCGCUCAGCGAGCCGGUGUACGACAAUCUCGGUCUGCGGACGACCGCGUCCGGCAACUCGACGCUCAAGCUGAACAAAACGGGCCUCCGGGGGACACCGCUCGGGUCGACGGCGGCCGGCACCGCGCUCACCUCGACACCGAUGGCAAAGUACAGCAUGAAGGAUCGGCCGCUGCCGGCCACACCCGGCGGCCAGACGGCAACGCCCAACAGCUCGCUGCUGGGGCACGGUGGUGGCAACUACGAGGCUAUACCGGAGGCACUGCCCUACGGUGCGGGACAAUCAAUGGUGGCCGGUGGUUUGAGCGGGUUCGAUCUCGAUCAGUCCUCCAUCUACGGUCCGGUGGUGGGGACGACCACGAACCGUAGCAAAGUUCCGCCCAGGCCACCGCCCAAGCCGAAGAAGAAGGCGGUCCUCCCGGCAGCGGGUGGCAUCGUGACGACCGGGGACGAUCAGAGCUCGGCACCGAGCGGCCAGAUGGCGACUGCUGGUGGUGACAGUAGCGGCAUCAACACCAGCACUACCAACACCAGCACCAGCCCGCUGGUGGCCGAAGACUGCGACGACGGUACCGAGGUCUAGUGGGAGCGGCAAUCGCUCACCUUCCGCCACGGGACCAACAGACGCGUGCGCACACGGCACUUUUCGUAGGCCCUCCUGUUAGUACGGUAGUGCGUGAGUAUGAGACCAUAAUUUAAUUCUAGCCCUUAGUAUGUUCCACCACUCGACUGGGUGUGUGCGCAAGCGACAAUGACGUCGGCAUACUAGCAAACCCUUAACGAUCGAAUCGAGCGUAGGUCGAAUGCACACGGACACGAUGGUCGGGUGGACCCGGAUAUAUGACGAUUAUAGGGGUGCAACGCACAGUAAAAACAAAGUAGUUUAGUAAAGAAGUAAGGCGUAAGCGACGAACCGAUCCUCUAAAGCAGAAUGAAAUUUGAAAGUUUGCGAAGAUCACGAGCAGAAACGAACUUGUAACGGAAAUAGCUUUAGCGAACCAUAAACGGUAACGGUGUAGAUUUAUGGCGAGCUCGUGUUAAGUAAGAGAUAGCUAAUUUUCGAAAGAACGAAAAUCUAAGGUGAGUAAAGCACAAGCAUAUAGGUGCAUACACAAGCAGAUGUCGCGAGGGGAAACGAAAUUAUGGCCGAACGACUCGGACUCGUUUAAGGGAUAAUAUUAUUUUUCUUACAUUUUUUACAUUCGCAAUUACGUAGCAUUACAUCCACUCUCAUAGUGUAUUUAAUUUUUAACGAAAACAAUAGCGUAAGUCGAGUGUAACCGUCACGAAGGAGGAUCAUCGCUUUCGCGAUCGUGCACACCUGUGGGUGUGUUGGAUUUGGUAGGAUUUUUUUCUCCGAACCCAACUAGAGUGUAAACUCGGCAGUGUGCGUUCCGAGGACACACAUACCGAUCACGCUUUACCCACGAUACCCACAGUGAACAUGUUCGUUAGCUUUAGGUUAAGAGCGUUAGAUCGUUGGACGGGUACGAACGAACGUAGGGAUGAUGAUUUCAUUGCCGACAAAGCAUUUGGAGAGGAGGCUGUUAGAGGCUGUUGUAGUCAUGUGCAGUGCAGGAUGACGGUGGCAAUAGACAGAGACGACACCGAGCGAGCAGCAACACAGCUAUAGACAUAGCGUGAGUGUCAUAUUUUCUUUGUGAGAAAACUUUUUUUGCUACCCUCCUUUGCGAAAGCUUCCUCAAGGGCUCACAACUUGGGGACUUUGGUUUGCAAAAAAUUUAAAUAGAAACAAAUGCUCAUAAUCCAACCGGAUGAUGAUAAUUUACCAUAACAUGUGCGCUGUCCUGUUUGCAAUUUUGCUUUCUCCACAAAAGGGGCUUCCGCAACACUGCAUCGAGCAAUGUCCGGAAUAUCCUUGUUAACUCGUUUCACAACUCGCACCGCUCUACCCCAUCGGUAUCCAAAACGGCAUGUCACCGUAGCUCCGGGGUCACGUGUCGGUGGAUAAUUAUUACAAAUGAGCUGGAAAGGAACGACUCAUGUUUCACAGUGUCGUUACUUUCAUAAACACUGUGUACGCUCCGGUUUCCGGUUGUUGUUUAUUAUUCUAACAGCUGCUAACAGCGCCACUAACGAACCAUCGUUUUGUGCGCUGCAUCGUCCCUGACCGCCUCUCGGCAGGAAUGGAAUGAUGGCAAAAAAAAACGAUACAGACAACAGUAAAACACGAGAACGAGAACCAAUUUCGCUUAACCGGCACAGCACGGUCGAGCUUAAUCCGGGCACUGAGUACCGCCUGUCGAACCUCGGGUGAGAUGAAAGCAGCUUUUCCUCUUGAUUUUAAUUACGUGAUUACUCGUUGCACUUGAGAAAUAGCAACUUUAUUUUUUUAUUGCUGUUAUUCGCCACUUCGUUUAUUCUAUCCCGUUUUUGUCUCCACACGUUUGCCAGUCCGUCCCGCGGUACAGGGAAGCGUCACGUGGUGUGAUAAUGUUUUAAAUAAAUCUUUCUAUUACCAUCCGCUACCGUUCUGCUCAUACCGGUUUGGGUUUUGCGAGCGAGCUGUAGUCGCAAAGAAUGAAGAAAAGCUCAUAAAAAAACGAAACCAUUUUGGUAUGGUUACGUUCUCGUUUCCCCACUUGUGUCCUUUUUUGCUGUACGUUUCACCCUCUUUCACAACUCUUUUUCACGCUCUCCUUGCUCUGGUUAUGUUUCUACUGCUGCUGCUGCUACUGCUGCUACUGUUCAAGAGCUCGUCCUUUGCAGGGUGAAGAAUAGAACCACGACACGACGCGGAUCCUUACCGUUUUAAUUUCCGAAACGAAACACACUAAAUAACAGUGCCAAUUGACUGAACAAAAACCCGAAGGUGUGGAUGAGAUGAAGGAGAUAGAGAGAGAGAGAGAGAAGGCGAGAAGAGGAAAAAGAGAAACGAACAAGCAGUUGCGUUAGGGAAACCUCUUCAUUAUCGAAAGAGAAUAAUUGCAACAGCUACUACAAAAACGAUGAAAACACAGAAAAAUAGGAAAAAAAAGCAAACAGGCACUAAAGUUAGGGCAAAUUUAAUUAGGUGCGGCAACAAUUCGCGGCAACAUAGGGAGAGAGAGAGAGAGAAAAAAAGCUCGCGAGCUUUUCUGUUUUGUUUAUUGUGUCGUGUCGAAUAGGUAUGAACGAAGGCGACGUUUCCGAGGUCGAAAAUGUGAUGUAAUAUUGAUGUUGACGCUAAGGAGAAAGCGUAAGUGGACGGAUGUUGUUGUAGUAGCGUUUUGUUUGUUUAUCGAUCGCAAUAGUCCGACGAUCAUUCGAGAAGGAAACACGAUUGAAUGCUAAAUAUAGUUUAUUAUAAAAAAAAAACGAUCGUAAACCCAUCUGAAGGAUGAGCGUGGGACGAAUAUACUGGAUGGAUUGAACGAACAGUAGCCUGGUGGAUUGUUUAGAUAGAGCUGUACGAUAAGUGACUUAAUUGUAAUCGAACCGUGUUUAAACGCUUUAUCUCUUCUAUAUUUUACAGCACACUCCAACACUCGUUAUAUUACGCAGCGCACCUUACCCACGCAAGUGGGGAGUGCAUUUGUUGCAUCCAAUCGAUUUUGUGUUUAGUGUAAAGUGAUUGUAAUUUUCUUGCCCUUUUUCUUUAUUUUUGCUAUACCGUAAACAUCGAUUGCAUCAUCAUCAUCAGUCACGUGCCUUUGAUCCAUUUACUGUACACACUUACACACUCUCAUAACAUCCCUUGAGAACAGGUGGAUAUGAUUUGUAGAUACGUUUUGGGAUAGUUUUUAUGUCUUUUCUAUUUUAAGAACCUUAUUUAACACCCAACAAGUUUAUUAAAACAUCGAACAGUUUCACCUACAUUCACGUCAACACGUGAUGCGUCUUAAUUUCAUUUAGUAAGCUUCCAGAUAAGCAUCGGCGUGCGCGUGCGUGCGUGCGUGUGUAGCCAGCGUUAGAGUAAGUGUAGCGCCGUAUCAUCAAUAAAGCGCCGUAUGCUGCGGGCGAUAAUUGAAUAUAAA
Anopheles arabiensis is the source of this 8691-nucleotide messenger RNA. RefSeq lists its product as uncharacterized. The transcript is spliced from 6 exons. The coding region runs from base 2559 to 5297 and encodes 912 amino acids. NCBI's taxonomy places the organism in Eukaryota, Metazoa, Arthropoda, Insecta, Diptera, Culicidae. Gene Ontology annotation, molecular function: protein binding. The record is from RefSeq and is a predicted model, not a curated record.